UGGAGUUUGUAAUUUGUUUGACAGCGAGGUGGGGAGCCCGCGAGGGAUGACGAAAAUUACGCGAGAAUAAAACACAUCGUCUCUAGGGCUUUCACUUCAAACAAAAUGAAACACGCGCCCGUCGGCGGCCCCUUCGAGCACACGCCCGCCAUCUGCCCAGCGAAACGCCAGCACACACACCACUCCUGCUUCCACUGACGUUACCGACACCGGAAAAUAUCGAAAUACAAAGUAGUGAUCUUGUGAUUUUGGAAUAUUACACGCAUUUAAUCGUAAUAUAAUAUUGGUAAAUAAACCAUGGCGGGACACCUCCUGAAGAGCCUGGUGGUGCUGUGCAGCGUGGCCGGCAUGUGCCGCAGCGGGACGGCCGCGGACAACGACAACUCCCUUACCACUCCGGAGUACAUCCUGCCGUGCAGCCGCAGCGACCCGCAGCUGGACUCGUGCGUGAAGCGGUCGUUCAACCACCUGCGGCCGUACCUGGCGCGCGGGCUGCCCGAGCUGGGCGUGCCGGCCGUGGAACCGCUGCGCAUCGACCGGCUGGUGAUGUCCAACGACGCGGGACCCGUGCGCGUCACCGCCGCCUUCACCAACAUCACCGUACUCGGCCCCAGCAACUACACCGUCACUAAGAUAAGAUCGGACCUGAGCAAGCUGCGCAUCGACAUGGGUCUGGUGCUCCCGCGCAUCGAGAUCACGGGCCGCUACGAGGUGUCGGGCCAGGUGCUGCUGUUCCCCGUACGCUCCCAAGGAGACUUCUGGGCUGCAUUCAUCGAUGUGGCCGCCAUCGCAAAGGUGUUCGGCAAGGAGGUGGAGCGCGACAACGUCAAGUACAUGGCGGCCGACCGGCUCCUGGUCGACUUCAAGCUGCGGAACUCGAGGUUCAAAGUGCGGGACACGGUCAAUUAUGGAAGCGUCAUUGGCGAAGCAAUGAACCAGUUUCUGAACAACAACGCGGCUGAGAUCAUCGAGGAGAUGCGGCCGGCCGCGAGCGUGUCCAUCGCCAAGCACUUCCAGGCCUUCCUCAACGCCGCCUUCACCAAGGUGCCCAUCGACGUUUGGCUCAAACCUUAAUGGCCGACACAAACAUGUCAAUAGAACGACA
This is a messenger RNA of Cydia amplana, 1105 nucleotides long. Its product is annotated as protein takeout-like. The coding region runs from base 298 to 1074 and encodes 258 amino acids. The transcript is spliced from 5 exons. The record is from RefSeq and is a predicted model, not a curated record. NCBI's taxonomy places the organism in Eukaryota, Metazoa, Arthropoda, Insecta, Lepidoptera, Tortricidae.